Molecule: messenger RNA, 363 nt
Organism: Echinococcus granulosus
Lineage: Eukaryota; Metazoa; Platyhelminthes; Cestoda; Cyclophyllidea; Taeniidae
Exons: 4
Coding region: 1-363 (120 amino acids)
Source: RefSeq, a predicted model, not a curated record
AUGAAGAGUGCCGAAGUGGCAGAUUGUUUCCGUCAUUGUAAAGAAGUGGUGAUGGUGGAGGAGGAGGCUGAAAUGAGAGCAAAGAAGAGCCUCUUAGCAACGGUGCCGCAAGCUACGGGAUUCAUCCGAAUGGCAGAGAUCAUUUUUCAUUCUCUGCGUGGACUGGUAGAAGUGAUCACAACCGCAGCCCUGUUCGUGUCGGUGUCGCCAUCUGCACUUGUUGUCACUUUCAUUAUCCAAUGCUAUCUCCUGGUGGAGCUCUGUUGUUGGUUAAUUUGUACGACAGACCGAGUGGAGGCGAGCAUCGACAAUGGCAGCUGUUGCUACAUUAGGGGUCAACUUGGUGGAAAUAUAAUUUGGUAG